Acanthosepion pharaonis is the source of this 1764-nucleotide messenger RNA. The record is from the annotation of a GenBank genome assembly. NCBI's taxonomy places the organism in Eukaryota, Metazoa, Mollusca, Cephalopoda, Sepiida, Sepiidae.
AUGACUUAUUGCCCUUUGGGAUUCCUAUCAAUUAUUGCCUCUUCUCAAUUGCCUUUUUUUUCUCUUCCUCUUACUUUUCCUCACAACCCUAGCAUCCCCCUCUUGCUUUCUCUCUCUUUUUUAUCUAUCUGCUUUUUAUCUCUUCACUCUUUCUACAUCUCGCCCUCCUCUUCUGAUCUCUUCACUCUUUCUAUCUCUUCACUCUUUCUGUCUCCCUCUUCGCCAUCUCUUUUACGUCAUUCUCCCCAACUCUCCACUCUUUCUCUCUUCACCUUUCCAUCUCUCUUCAGCCAUUUUCUUCAUAUCUUUUCGCCCCACUUUCAAUCUUUCUUUCUCCACCUCUCCUCUCUCUCUCUCUUGACGCUUUUCUCUACCCCCCUUCAGAUCUCUCCUUCUUUCUCUCUCUUCUCCAUCUCUCUUACCUCAUUCUUUCCCUCUCUCCAACUUUCUACUCUUUUUCUCCUCCUCUCCACUCUUUCUCUCCCGACCUUUCCAUCUCUCUUCAAUCAUUCUUCCCAUAUCUUUACGCCCCCAUUUUCAAUCUUUCUUUCUCCACCUCUCUUUAAUGUUUUUCUCUACCUCCCCUUCAGGUCUCUCCUUCUUUCUGUCUGUCUCUUCUCCAUCUCUCUUACCUCAUUCUCUCCUUCUCCCAAAUCUCAGCUCUUUCUCUCCCCACCUUUCCACCUCUCUUUGAUCAUUCUCUUCAUAUGUUUUCACCUCCAUUUUCAAUUUUUCUUUCUCCCUCUCUUUCCUUUCUCGCUCUCUCCUCUUAGUCUCUCUUCACUCUUUUUCUCUCCGUCCUCUUCAGAGCUCUUCACUCUUUCUGACUCUCUCCCUCCUUCUUUUUUCCCCACUCGCUACUCUCUUAACUCUUUCCUGCUCUCUCCUAUCUUCACUCUUUCACUCUUUCUUAUCCACCUCUCUCUCUCUUCACUCUUUCUCUCCACAGUUCUCUUCAACCAUUCUAUUCAUAUCUAUUUAGUCUUUCUCUCUCCCUCUUCGCAUCUUUUACCUCGUUUUUACUUUUUCCCCCUUUUAUCAACCUAUUUCUCUCCCCCCCCCCGACUCUUCACUUCUAUUCUCUCGCUUUCUCCCGAACUAUAUACAUUAGUUGGCGCCCAACUCUGCACUUCGCAUCACUCUUUUUCUCCACUUCACCUUACUAUUCUUCUCUCCUCUCCACUCCACUCCUUCUGGCUCCCCACUCUACACGGCUUUUCAUUAUUUUUAGACGAUGUUUUUUCUGUUCAUAUCUAUCUCAACCUGCUCUUAUCUAUCAUAUCUAUCUAUCUAUCUAGUUUUGUUCAUAUCUAUCUCUCUAUAUCGGUCUAUGCGUGUAUUUUUAAUCUAACCCUGUGUUUACCGUUUUUGCUCUCUACUGCAAACCAAAUCUAUCUAUCUAUCUAUCUAUCUAUCUAUCUAUCUAUCUAUCUAUCUAUCUAUCUAAUUUUAUCUAUCUCAUAUUUGUUUAUAUCUAUCUUUAUUAUUUUGUUCAUAACUAUCUAUCGAUCUAUCGAUCUAUCUAUCUAUCUAUCUAUCUAUCUAUCUAUCUAUCUAUCUUUACAUUAUUUUCUCUUUAUCUCUUUCUUUCUAUUUUUCUUUCUUUCUAUUUUUCUUUCUUUAUUUUCUCUCUUAUUUAUUCAAAUUUUUAUCUGCUUUUAUUCUACUUCCUUUCUUAUUUUUUUUCUUUCUUUCAAUUUUGUCCGAUUUCUUGUCCUCUUUCUUGUACUUAGAGAGGUGACGGGCGCCUCCAAGCUUAUCUGA